Molecule: messenger RNA, 2508 nt
Organism: Syngnathoides biaculeatus (alligator pipefish)
Lineage: Eukaryota; Metazoa; Chordata; Actinopteri; Syngnathiformes; Syngnathidae
Gene: neurl1b
Product: neuralized E3 ubiquitin protein ligase 1B
Exons: 6
Coding region: 287-2002 (571 amino acids)
Biological process (GO): ubiquitin-dependent endocytosis
Cellular component (GO): early endosome
Molecular function (GO): ubiquitin protein ligase activity
Source: RefSeq, a predicted model, not a curated record
GAGGAGGGGGCUUUUUGCGCGCUGGUCGGAGGUGUCUGUCUUCCACACGUCCGCGCUCGUGCAGACGCUCAUGACGCGUCCAGUGGCGGUUUUGAUCGAGAUCAACGUGGAUUCUUAUCACCAUCGGAGAGGGGGAGAGAGAGAGAGAGAGAGAGAGAGAGAGAAAGAGCGAGCGAGCGAACGAGAGAGAGAGAGAGCGAUACUGAACACACAUGGAUGUGCAGACGAACACUGCAAUAAAAAUUUGGAUUAAUUUGACAGCCAGUGCGCGGGAUUUGUGGACAUAAUGGGCAAUACGACACCGAAACCGUUAAUAGAUGCGACUUUGCAACCCCGCGCAGUGGCAAGCAGGCAGUAUUACACUCUGCCCAAUAACGGGACAGGAUUUGAAAGAAGGUCCGCACAUCUAGUUAGCAUCGGUAUGGAGUCGCCCCGCUUUCACCCCCAUGCCAAGGGAAAGAAUAUCAAGCUGGAUGGACAGCUACGUCGCGCCACUCGCAAGAACAGCUUCUGCAAUGGCAUCACCUUCAGCCACAGGCCCAUCCACCUCUAUGAGAAGGUGCGGCUUCGUCUCACCGGCGUGCACAACGGCUGGAGCGGCGCUCUACGCUUUGGUUUCACGAGUCUGGACCCCAGCGAUUUGACCAUAUCUGACAUCCCCAAGUAUGCAUGCCCAGAUUUGGUGACGCGGGCCGGCUACUGGGCCAAGGCACUGCCCGAGAGACUUGCCGUGAAGGACAGCAUGCUGGCGUUCUGGGCCGAUCGCCAUGACAGGGUCUUCUACAGUAUCAACGAUGGCGAGCCAAUCCUCUUUCACUGUGGCCUCAACGUCGGCUGUCCACUCUGGGCCAUCAUCGAUAUCUAUGGCAUUACUCAGGAGGUCACGCUGCUUGAAAGCACAUUUGCUGAGAGCGUUGGCUCGAGCUGCCUGAGCGCAGCUCGCCUGAGUGCCUAUCUGCCCCAAAGCAGCCACGACUCGGCCAAUUACAGCAACAAUCAACUGGAAAACAACCAGGCUGCCGCUGCCAAGAUGGCCAACAUCCAGCUCAAUACGUACACUCAGCUAAUCCCUUGCUACUCUUCCAACGCUUCUUCCACCUUGCCAGCCUCAUCUGCCUCCACCGGAUUCUCCAGGGUGGUCCGCAGCCAUCCCUCCCUGCUUGACAGCAACUUGCACUUUCACCCCAUCCGCGGCUCUGACGUCAUACUGUCUGCAGACCGCUCAGUUGCCUGUAUCCACUUUCUGGACAGCAGUCGAACUAUCGUGUUCAGUGAUCGGCCGCUGCACACGGGAGAGACGUUAUACGUUGAGGUCGGCCAUCUGGGUCUUCCUUACUUCGGGGCGCUUUUGUUCGGUUUGACAUCCUGUGACCCAGCCAGUCUACACGCCGGAGACCUGCCGGCAGACCCAGAGGUUCUGCUGGACCGUAAAGAGUACUGGGUGGUGCAUCGUGGAUUUCCCAUGCCGUGCUCCGGGGAUGUGCUCAGCUUCGGUCUGUUGCCCAACGGAGAGGUGCACCAUGGGGUGAAUGGAGUGGGCCGUGGCAGGCUGCUUUGUGUGGACUCUUCGCAGGUGCUGUGGGCCUUCUUCGCGUUGCAUGGGGCUGUCAACAGACUCAGGAUACUUGGAACGCUGCAGCCCAGUCCUCCUUCCACAUCCCCAGGCAAUUCCCAGAGCAGUAGUCCAGAAGACAGUGAUUCAGAUCUGGCCUUCAGCGUUAACAGAUCCUCCUCUGCGUCUGAAUCCUCUUUAGUGACGGCUCCCAGCUCCCCUCUGAGCCCCCCCGUCUCUCGCUGCCUGGCUGGCUCAGAGUGGCCCUCCUGCGAAAAGAACGGGGAGUGCACCAUUUGCUUCGACCAAGAAGUGGACACGGUCAUCUACACGUGCGGCCACAUGUGCCUGUGCAACGACUGCGGACUGAAGCUCAAGAGGCAGAUCAACGCCUGCUGCCCGAUUUGCAGGAGGCCCAUCAAAGAUGUGAUCAAAACAUAUCGGCCGUGAAGACGCGUUGCCUUGUCUCCUUUUCUCGGGCAUUGGCCAUUAGCGGACGGACAUUUGUGCCUGUGGGACUUUCUAUGCUAAUCAUCUCUGGAACGCCAACAAAGGCUUCGCUCUCUGAUUAUCAUUUUAUCAAAUAGACUGCAUACAGUAUAUGAGCGCCUUUAAUUUUGGUAAAGAACGUCGCGACAAAUGAUGUGCCGCUCUUCUUUAAUCAUCAUCAAGUCGAAGGUUGUUGUUGUAAACCUUUUUAUGCUUCAGCUGGAAAAUGUGGCUAACUUUCAGUGCCUUAGAUUAUUAAUUGGUCUCAUUUUAAAUGAUUAACUGACAAUCAAGGCCAUAUAUUUUUUUUGUGUACAAUAAAGUUGGUGAUUGAGAAAUAGAGCUUAAGCAAUAAAAGGAGCGAGAACGUGAACAGCAAAUAAAAUCAUGUGUACGGAGAGGUUGUUGUGAAUGAAAAGUCUGGUUUUACACGUUGAGACAAAUAAAAGAGAGUUAAUAGUGGUCAA